AUGCGGCGAAGACCCCGCACCACCUUCCUCCUCUCCCUGCUCGCCAUUAUCCUCUUCGCCGCAUUUUCCCUUCACCUCUCUCGCAAUGCCGUUUCAGGAUGGCGACCCGACUCCGACAUCCGAAACCUCAACGCCAAUCUAACGAUCUUCCGCAACAAAAACAUCAUCAACGAAUUCCCCCGACAAGCACGCCACGUGUCCUCCAUCAAGGAUUCCCUUUCUUCCGUUUCCGUCCUUCUCCCCGAUUGGGAGAUUCUCCUCAUCCUCUCCCCAAACACGCCCUUCUCUUUCUCCGACCAACACCACUGCUUCUUCCGCAACAAUGCCCAGUCGCUCGCCAGAUUCUCCGGCUUCCUACCCUUCACCAACCGUACCACGUUUAAGUGCGACUUCCCCGAAUCGGUUCGCCGCCGUCGCAUGUUCUCCCAGCCCAUGCUGGUAGCCGGAACGACGGAGACUGAAUUCCCGGACCCAUCGCCGGCGCCGGAACUCAUGAGGUGGAACUUUCUCGUUUACGAGUCUUUCUCCACGGAGGACGACGUCGUUUUGUUCGCCAAAGGUGUAAACCAUCGCCAGGGAUACAACAGGUCGCCGAAGGAGCUACGGUGCGUGUUUGACGUGGGGGACGGAAUCCGUAACGCCGUUACGAGCUCCGUCCAAGAAGUGUUCCGAUGCCCGCACCCGGAUCCGUUGGAAUUGGGUUUGGAUUAUGAUAAUGGGUUGUCCGAGAGAGGGCAGAGAAUCGGAAUUUCCCUUGAGAUAGUUGCCGAAAACAUCGUGGUUCCGUCCGUGGCGUAUUACAUGGGCAGGCCCAAAUCGAAGCCUAGGGUCAAUGCACUAGCCGUAAAAGAAGACCUCGGGUCAGAGGCCCAAACCAGGCCCAAAUACUUCCUAUGCGCGUGCACGAUGGUUUACAACGUGGCGAAGUUCUUGCGAGAAUGGGUAACGUACCACUCGAGGGUGGGUGUGGAGAAUUUCAUACUGUACGAUAAUGCAAGCGAUGACGAUUUUUACAGCGUGGUGAAGGAGCUUCGUGCUGAGGGUUACAACAUAAGCACGUUGUUUUGGAUUUGGCCCAAAACCCAGGAAGCUGGGUUCUCUCACAGCGUUGUGUUCUCAAAGUCGAAGGGAUUGUGCAAGUGGAUAAUGUACGUGGACGUUGACGAAUUCGUGUUUUCUCCCACUUGGGGACACGGAAAAUCAAAAUCUGCUUCGUUGAAAUCAUUGUUGCCGUUGCAACGAGGAACAACGAAGAGCAGGAUCGGGCAAGUUUCGAUUAGGUGUUUGGAAUUCGGGCCUUCGGGUAACCGGGAGCACCCGGUGGAAGGGGUGACGCAAGGGUACACGUGUCGUAGGAGGGUGGAACAGCGGCACAAGUCGGUGGUGUUGGUGGAAGCGGUGGAGGAGAGCUUGCGGAACGUGAUACAUCAUUUUGAGGUGAAGGAGAAGGAGGGGUUCAGGUCAAAGGAGAUUAGAAUGGAGGAGGCGUUGGUGAAUCACUACAAGUACCAAGCGUGGGACGAGUUCAAGAGAAAGUUCAGAAGGAGGGUUUCUGCGUACGUUGUGGAUUGGACCAAUGCUGUGAACUCUAAUUCUAAGGAUAGGACUCCUGGAUUGGGGUUCCAAGCAAUAGAACCCAAAGAUUGGACACAAAGGUUCUGCGAGGUUAGGGAUGGGAGGUUGAAAUCGUUGACCCGAGCAUGGUUCGGAUCCUCUACCCGCAAUGGGUACAGAAUGUCUUGGCAAAGGAGCCAGCAGCACCUAUAA
Abrus precatorius (Indian licorice) is the source of this 1767-nucleotide messenger RNA. Its product is annotated as glycosyltransferase family 92 protein At1g27200. The transcript has a single exon. The record is from RefSeq and is a predicted model, not a curated record. Lineage: Eukaryota; Viridiplantae; Streptophyta; Magnoliopsida; Fabales; Fabaceae. The coding region runs from base 1 to 1767 and encodes 588 amino acids.